CUCGAGCAAGCAUGUGAGGAUCUGCACGUAGCAUGCACACAGACUUUUUAGAAAUCCAGCCCUAACCAGCAGAUGGCCAACCGAGCAGUGAAACAUCACAGAUAGGACGAACCACCGGGAUUCAUCUUCUUCUUCCCUUCAGCAGAGUCAGUCUGAGCUGAGACUUCAGAGGAGCUGCGGACACACUACUACUACAGGAUGCUCUGGAUUAGGAUGGAGCUGCCAUGUUGGUGUUUAUUGUUGCUGAGCUGCCUGCAGUCAUUGUCAGCCCACAAUGAUUUCUUCACCUCUAUAGGCCAGAUGACAGAUCUGUUAUACACAGAAAAAGACCUUGUCACCUCUCUGAAAGACUACAUCAAAGCAGAGGAGAGCAAACUGGAGCAGGUCAAACGGUGGGCUGAUAAAUUGGAUUCAUUGACAGCCACAGCCACACAGGACCCCGAAGGCUUCCUCGGGCACCCAGUGAAUGCCUUCAAACUAAUGAAGAGGCUGAACACAGAGUGGGGCAACCUGGAGAGCCUUGUGCUUAGUGACACCACUGACGGAUUUAUUUCCAACCUCACAAUCCAGAGACAGCACUUCCCCACAGAUGAGGAUCAGACCGGGGCUGCUAAAGCUCUCCUCCGGUUACAAGACACGUACAGACUGGAUGCCAACACCAUCUCUACAGGAAACCUGCCCGGAGUGAAACACAAGAGCCAUAUGACAGUGGAGGACUGCUAUGAGCUGGGGAAAAUCGCCUACUCUGAGGUCGAUUACUACCACACAGAGCUGUGGAUGGCCCAGGCCCUGAAACAGCUGGAUGACGGAGAGGAGUCCACUUUAGAUAAGGUGACGGUGCUGGACUACCUCAGCUAUGCCAUCUACCAGCAGGGAGAGAUAGAACGGGCGCUGGAGUACACCAAGAGGUUGCUUGAACUGGACCCAGAGCACCAGCGCGCCAAGGGCAACCUGAAAUACUUUGAGUUCCAGUUGGAGAAGCAGAAAAAGGCUGCCGACGCCGAAACUGAAAAACAGAAGGAGCAAGGGACAACAAACACAACCGAGAAGAAGAAGGUGAAGAAGAGGUCCCCAAAGACUUUCUCUCUCAUCCCAGAGAGGAAGAAGUAUGAGAUGCUUUGUCGUGGCGAAGGAAUCCGAAUGACACCACGCAGGCAGAGCCGGCUGUUCUGUCGGUACUAUGACAGCAAUCGUAACCCCAAAUAUGUGCUGGGUCCUGUCAAACAGCAAGAUGAGUGGGACCGGCCCUACAUCGUUCGAUACCUCGACAUCAUCUCUGACGCAGAAAUGGAGAGAAUCAAGCAACUGGCAAAACCACGACUACGCAGGGCAACCAUCUCCAACCCCGUCACAGGAGUACUGGAGACAGCUUCUUACAGGAUCAGCAAAAGGCGAGCCACGGUGCAUGACCCCCAAACUGGGAAACUUACCACAGCCCAGUACAGAGUCUCCAAGAGUGCUUGGCUCACUGGCUAUGACGAUCCAAUGAUUGACACGAUCAACCAGAGGAUUGAAGAUCUCACAGGGCUGGAAAUGGACACUGCAGAAGAGUUGCAGAUUGCGAACUAUGGUGUUGGGGGGCAAUACGAACCUCACUUUGACUUCGGAAGGAAAGAUGAGCCAGAUGCCUUUAAAGAGCUGGGCACUGGAAACCGCAUAGCAACAUGGCUCUUCUAUAUGAGCAACGUGUCAGCAGGUGGAGCCACAGUAUUUCCAGAUGUUGGUGCUGCAGUUUGGCCUCAGAAGGGUACAGCAGUGUUCUGGUACAAUCUGUUUGCUAGUGGGGAGGGAGACUACAGUACCCGACAUGCAGCCUGCCCAGUGCUGGUGGGCAACAAGUGGGUAUCAAAUAAGUGGAUCCAUGAACGAGGCCAGGAGUGGCGGCGACCUUGUGGCUUAAGUGAAGCCGAAUGAUGAAAAGCGACAGCCUCAAUAUUACCUCCCUGCCCUUGAUUCCCCUUCCUUGUGAACCACCGUGGACCAAAGAACACUACUGCAGAUCACUGAUGACACACGUGGAUGCAUGGGGUCCAAGUUGCUCACGCCCGUUUCACAAGCACUCCAGAAUCAAAGAGAUUGAUUUAAUGUCGAGCCCGUGGACAGCAGUUACCGUCACUGUGACAGAUGACAUGUACUUAAGGUCGUUGGAUAAUUUUGAGAAACUCUCGAGCCCCUUUUCGCUCCCAUGUGUCUUUCUUUGCACUCCGAAUGAACUCUAGCUCUGUGGUGAUGUUAUCCUUCAGUACUUACUGUAGGGAGCAGCUUCCUUCUUCUUCAGUUUGAACCUUAAAGGGACAAUUUGCAUUUUUUAGUCAGUCUGUGUGAUUCAUUGUAUUCAUUUCAUUCGCUGAGCACUUGGGCCUUGCAGUUUUUUGAAAAAAGGAGAGGAUCCUUUUAAUAUUUAAAACCAGAGCUGCAAACUCUUUGUUUGUUAAAAUUACAUUCACCACAUUUAGAGUUCAGUUUUUUUCCCCUAAAUGGACUGAUUGUUCUGUUGGGAUUUCCUCUGGUGAAUGACUUUACAAAGAAUUGGAGGUAGUGGGCUUGCUGAAUUUCUCUCUUUUUCCUUAUUUACAUACAGCAGUGAUUUUGGCUUACAGUCACUAUAUAUUAAAGAAAAAGGCUGACUAAAGAAUUGUAAAGUCUGACCACAGUCCAGUGUAUGAACACUUCACUCACUGUAAGUUGUGUAACUAAUCAGAAGUGAUUAAAGUUGCAUGCUUUAGCUACAUUUAUGCAGUACAGUAACGCGUUUGACACUCUUCGAGCUUGAACAUGUUGAGUAAAUUUUGGUAAAUUUGACUUUAAGUGAUUCUCACACCUUUGUGUUAGGAAAUACAUGAGCAAAAGCAACAAAGGAGCAAUAGAACAUUACAUUUCAGCACUAAAUACAGUAUGUUUUCCCUUACCGGUUCGAUUCUGGUAGGUUUGUAAGAAUGUCCAUGCUGACCAGUGCUUUCAGUGUUUAGAAUAUGUGGGUUUUUCCAAGGAAGAUGCAUUUUAUUUAUAUUCCCCCCCACCCCCAAGCCAGUUUUUCUGUUGUUUUGUGUCCUAAAUGAAAGUUCCUCUUUUUUUGUAAUAAUAAAGAUUGUUUUAUUGUUUUGAA
Messenger RNA from Amphiprion ocellaris (clown anemonefish), 3106 nucleotides. RefSeq names its product prolyl 4-hydroxylase, alpha polypeptide I b (gene p4ha1b). Lineage: Eukaryota; Metazoa; Chordata; Actinopteri; Pomacentridae. The record is from RefSeq and is a predicted model, not a curated record. Gene Ontology annotation, biological process: peptidyl-proline hydroxylation to 4-hydroxy-L-proline. Gene Ontology annotation, molecular function: L-ascorbic acid binding; iron ion binding; procollagen-proline 4-dioxygenase activity. The coding region runs from base 199 to 1914 and encodes 571 amino acids. Gene Ontology annotation, cellular component: endoplasmic reticulum. The transcript is spliced from 16 exons.